Molecule: messenger RNA, 2855 nt
Organism: Rubroshorea leprosula
Lineage: Eukaryota; Viridiplantae; Streptophyta; Magnoliopsida; Malvales; Dipterocarpaceae
Source: the annotation of a GenBank genome assembly
AUCUUUAUGGGAAAAUGUCCAAAUUAAAGUGGAAAUGGCAAAGCAAAAAUCAAGGAUGACAUGGAUGAAAGAAGGGGAUGCAAAUACUAAAUUCUUUCACCGAUGUAUUAAGGGUAGAUGGAGAAGGAAUGAGAUUAAUUCCUUAACAGUCGGUGGGAAGGUUUUGCAAGAAGUAAAAGAGUUAAAAGACGGAGUCACCGAUCACUUCAUGAAUCUUUUUGCAGAGGAUGGUUGGAAGCGGCCAGUCUUAGACGGAGUGGGAUUUAAGAAACUUUCAGAAAACGAUAAGGAUCUCCUAACAGAACCAUUUCUGGAAUCAGAAGUCAAAGAGGCAGUCUGGAAUUGCGAUAGUACAAAGGCUCCAGGACCGGAUGGUUUUAGUUUUGGUUUCUUGAAAGCAGAAUGGGAAGUGAUCAAAGGGGACAUUCUAAAAUUUUUAGCAGAUUUUCAUAGCAACAGCAGGUUGGUGAGGGGCUCAAACUCGUCAUUUCUGGUCCUGAUUCCAAAGAAGGAGAACCCUCAAGGAAUUGACGAGUAUAGACCGAUUUCCUUGAUAGGGUGUAUGUACAAAAUUCUUGCUAAAAUAUUAGCCAACAGAUUGAGUAAGGUCAUGAAUGGGCUCAUAGGUGAGCAACAAUCAGCAUUCAUCGGAGGGAGACAACUUGCUGACGGCGCAGUCAUUGCAAAUGAAGCGAUUGACGAGAUUAAAAGGAAAAAAAUGAGAUGUUUCCUCUUUAAGGCCGACUUUGAGAAGGCAUACGACAACAUCAAUUGGGAGUUCCUGGACUACAUGCUGGAAAGGAUGAAUUUCGGGUCGGUUUGGAGGGGAUGGAUUCCAGAAUGCCUACGAACAAACUCAGUAUCAGUAUUACUCAAUGGUAGCCCUACAAAGGAGUUCGUUAUGCAAAGAGGUCUAAGGCAAGGGGAUCCAUUAGCACCCUUCUUGUUUCUUAUAGUAGCGGAAGGUCUUAAUGGCAUCAUAUCGACGGCUGUUGCGAAAAAUCUAUUCGAAGGAGUCCCAAUGGGAGAAGGGAGUAUGAAUAUUUCUCAUUUACAAUUCGCGGAUGACACACUGUUAUUAGGGGUAGCAACAGAAGAAAAUAUAUGGACCUCAAAAUGCAUCAUGAGGGCUUUUGAGCUCGUCUCCGGCCUAAAAGUAAAUUAUGGCAAAAGCUCUCUAAUUGGAAUCAAUGUCGACAACCUAUGGGAAAAGGAAAUGACAUGGCUAUUAAACUGCAAAUCAGGGUCCUUGCCGUGUAAGUACCUGGGUAUACCUUUGGGUGCAGAUCCGAGAAGGAUAGUUACAUGGAAGCCACUGAUCGACUUGUUUAAAAGAAAGUUAUCAACAUGGAAGGGGCGCUAUCUAUCUCUUGGAGGCAGAAUUACACUCAUAAAUUCUGUGCUAUCUAGUCUACCAGUGUUCCUAAUGUCUUUUUACCUCAUCCCAAAGACCGUCAUAAGGGAGUUAGACAAAAUAAGGAGGAGAUUUUUAUGGGGGGGUGCUGAGGAGAGGAACAAAGUUGCAUGGGUUGCGUGGGAGAAUAUUUGUUGUAACAAGCUUGAGGGGGGAUUGGGUAUAAAAAAUCUGUCCUGUUUCAACAAGUCAUUAAUAGGAAAAUGGUGGGGAAGACUGCUUAUGGAAAAGGGGGGCCUGUGGAAGAGAGUCUUAGCUGAAAAAUAUGGGAUCAAGGAAGGGAAUUGGCUUACGUGCUUGAAGGAGGGUAGAUCCCAAGGCUCUAAAUGGUGGAGGGAUGUGUGUAAAAUAGAUCAAGGGGAGGGUGCAGAAAAUAAUUGGGUGAGCUCAGGUUUUGUAGCAAAAUUGGGGGAUGGUGGAUCUUUGAAGUUUUGGUCGGAUGAUUGGGUAGGAGGGAGUGCCCUCUUUAACAAAUUCCCCCGCUUGUUUUUAUUAUCCACGGGCCAAAACGCAAAGGUUAAAGAUAUGGGAACCUGGAGGAACGGUAGCUGGCACUGGAAACUACCAUGGAAGCGUCAACUUCGAUCAUGGGAGGAGGACCUUCAAAAGGAGCUAUUAGAGAUAAUCAAUUCGGCUCACCCAAUUCAGAACAAAGAGGAUCAAUGGAGAUGGCAUCUCGAAAACUCAGGAAUCUAUUCAACCAAGACUGCAUAUUCCCAACUCUCAAAAGGUGUCCCAAGGCCUGAUGGAGACUUCAAGAGGAUAUGGAAAGCCCCCAUUCCAUCCAAAGUAAGUGCUUUUUGUUGGCAAUUACUUCACAAGAAACUCCCCACAAAGGAUAAUCUUGCAAUUCGGGGAAUUUUAACUGACCCAGCUAGCUUAAACUGUUGUUGGUGUGAUGCAUGUCCCGAAUCCCCUGACCAUAUGUUUUUUCAUUGUAAUUUGGCGUAUUCUCUGUGGAUGGAAUGCUAUAAGUGGUGGGGAGUGCACUAUGUCAUGAGUAAUUCUUGUAGGAUGGCCUUAGAUCAACAUGUAUGGACUGGGGGCAAAAAAUUAAUUAAUAGAGGGUGGAACAUCAUUUGGUUUGCAGUAGUUUGGACUCUAUGGCUGGGAAGGAACGACUUGAUUUUUAACAAAAAGGAGGCAAAGGUUGACCAUUUCCUUGAGCUAGUUCAAUCUCGAUCUUUCUUUUGGGCUAAAAACAUAGCUGGUAUGGAUGGAUUUUCUCUGUCAGCUUGGGUCGAGAACCCAACAAAUUGCUUAAAGAUCAAAGUUAUUUAGGAAGACAGUGAUUGAACUAGAUUUAUUUUGGUUUGUACUCUGUUUUGCUCUGUUUCAGCAGCUGGUAGGAUUUUUUUGUAACCUGCUGUUCUGCUGUCCGUGUAAGUAAUGGGAUGGAAUACCCCUAGUAUUCCAAUAUCAAUAUACCAUUUGCUUUUCA